AUGGCUAUCAAAACAAAGUCGAAAGCAGUGCUUCCAACUUUAGCUAUCUCAUUCAGUUUCCCAGAUCCUUCGAAUGCUUUGCCGCCUCCACACAAUCAUAUACCAAGGUUCUUCCACCAACAUGGUGUGCGAGGUGUACUAAGGAUAGAUGUUCCAGCGACUCAACUAUGCGAUACUGUCAAGAUUACUCUACAAGGACAACCUAUUAGCAAGAUCGGUUCUAGCCAGUCCGUAAACGGUAUGGUUACCAUGGCUGUGGCGGACUCCCAAUACCGAGAAGAUACAUUUUUAGAGUUGACAGAUGUCCAUCACCUUGAACAUGCUGCAAUCUUUAAGAAACGCUUGUCCUACCAGACACCAUUCUACUUUGAGAUCCCAACUGAUUCCGAUCCUGGACACGAUCUUUUCAAAUUCAAUCAGUUUGGACUUCCGCCAUCGCUACAUGCCGCAAGCUCACCCUACGUCAGUCUGCACAACGGGACCUGGGCUUCUGUGGACAUUGUCUACAAACUAAAGCCUUAUGCAUUCCGCGACGACGUCUUGGUAUUUACAGGAUCUCAACUCAUUCAGCUUGUUCCAUGUGUCUCUUCGAUACCUCCGCCCAUUGCUUUCGAUGUUUUUAACAGUGAAUACGCAAUGACGCGUCUGCAAGCUCCCAAGAAGAUGUUUAGCAAGGGUGAUACACUGGAAGUCAGCUUGAGCGAACCCACACCGCUGUUACUUCGAGAUGACGCAGUGCCUCAAUAA
Molecule: messenger RNA, 747 nt
Organism: Aureobasidium musti
Lineage: Eukaryota; Fungi; Ascomycota; Dothideomycetes; Dothideales; Saccotheciaceae
Source: the annotation of a GenBank genome assembly